Molecule: messenger RNA, 1540 nt
Organism: Thamnophis sirtalis
Lineage: Eukaryota; Metazoa; Chordata; Lepidosauria; Squamata; Natricidae
Source: RefSeq, a predicted model, not a curated record
CUUGAUCCAGAGAGGAAUUCCAAGGAGCUGAUCCGUUCACCUGUUCAUCUUAUUACCGUAGUUGUUAGCUCCUCAGUCUGGUUGCUUCCCUGGAAGUCAUUUUUUCCUGACACUUUUAAUUUUCUUCAAUUUCCUCUUUCUGAUUGUUUUUUCAACUUACUCUUACACCCCUUCCUGCAUAGCAGUUAGGAUAAAUUAUUCUCACUAGAAGUCUCCGUUAAUUGCUUGCACACUACCUUUGGAAUUAGGCAAAAAUCUGCAUGAAAUUAGACUAUAAUCCACGCAAUCGUACAAUCAUAGCUUGGCCACUUUUAGGCUUAUCAUUGAGAUUCAGAACAAACGUUUGAACGGCAUCCUCUUGAGCAAAUCAUGGCCCCCUUCCCUUUAACUUCUCUCCAUAGACCUGAACACAGCCAUCAUGUCUCCCCCAAGUUCAUCAAACUGAACACCACAAGUUCUUAGCUUGUCCUCAGAAUUCAGACUAAGAUAAAUACUUGAUGUAAAGUAACAGUUGAAUGACAUGUGUAGUAUGAAGCAAAACCAUUACUUUCAGGUCCUGCAUGUCUGUCAGGGAAAACAGAUGCUGUGCCUUUUUUUCUGUCAGCUGAGAUGCUGUUUCAUCAAUGCUUACAGUAAUGUUGCUCUUCCUUUUAGGUGAGAACCGGACAACAGUUCCCCUCUCUCCAACACCUCCGCAUUUACAAGGGCAAACACAGCAGGAGGAAGAAUGUGAAUCUGAGGAAGGGUUGCUCUAUAGAGGGACUCUUUCUGUCACAGUGUCUGGAGACCAGUGCUUGCCAUGGGCUUCAGAAAAAGUAAGACAGUUGAGCGCUAGCAAAAACUUCUUGGACGAAGUGCCCCUGGAGGAGAAUUACUGCCGCAACCCUGAUCAUGAUGAGGAAGGGGUCUGGUGCUACGUAGACCACCCAAACAUGACCUACAAUUAUUGCAACUUGAACUACUGUGAAAACAAUCUAAAUUAUGCUGAUGAUAUUCCUGAUAUCUCACGAACUACUAACCAGCAACAUGAAACUUUCUUUGAUCCUAAGACGUUUGGUGAAGGUGAAGCAGAUUGUGGCAUCCGUCCCCUGUUUGAGAAAAAGCAAAUCUCUGACAACACGGAGAAUGAGCUACUGGAGUCCUAUUCCCAAGGCCGAAUUGUGAAGGGGGUAGAUGCUGAAGUGGGCAGUGCACCAUGGCAAGUCAUGAUAUUCAAGAAGAAACCACAGGAGCUAGUAUGCGGUGCUAGUCUCCUCAGCAGUCGCUGGGUCCUCACUGCUGCACAUUGCAUUUUCUAUCCACCCUGGGAUAAAAAUUACACAACCGAUGACCUCCUUGUACGGAUUGGCAAACAUAACAGGAUACGAUAUGAGCAGGGCAAGGAGAAAAUUAUCUUCCUGGAUAAAAUCAUCACCCACCCCAAAUAUAACUGGAUGGAAAAUCUGGAUCGGGAUAUUGCACUAUUACGUCUGGCUAAGCCUGUACUUUUCAGUGAUUACAUACACCCAGUAUGUUUGCCUACCAAGAAGGUUGUUCAGAG